Messenger RNA from Triticum urartu, 2534 nucleotides. RefSeq lists its product as uncharacterized. Lineage: Eukaryota; Viridiplantae; Streptophyta; Magnoliopsida; Poales; Poaceae. The record is from RefSeq and is a predicted model, not a curated record.
CUCCUAUUGACUGUUGACUCGUAGCUUUGCUUCUUCCUCUGCUCUGCUCUUUCAAUUGCCAAACAGAGGAGAGCGUCUUCAGUGUACGCAAGAAACAGAGCUCCGUCGAUGGUGCGGACGACGGUGCAGGAGCUGGCGGCGGCCGUCGAGGAGCCGCCGCGACAGUACGUGGUGGCGCACGAGCAAGACCAGGACCUGCUGGCCGCGGAUGAGAUGCCGGAGCCCAUCCCUCUCAUCGAUCUUAGCCGGCUGACUACGGCCGACGCCGCCGACGAGGCCGAGGCCGACAAGCUCCGGGCGGCUCUACAGACCUGGGGCCUCUUCCUGCGUACCAGCAGGACGAGAAUGGUUUGUUUCCUGUACACAUCGCGGCCUUGAUGAAUAGGAAGAUGGCAGGGCCAUGCAUAUUCUUCUCCUCAAAACAUGUCGUGGUUGCAUCGCUCUUUAUGACAAGCAGGGGAGAUCCUUUCUCCACGUUGCUGUCCGGAACAUUUUACUCGUUAAUUUCAUGUAGUAUGUUUCUUAAUGGCUGUUUUUGCAGAAUCCGGAGAAUGUGAUAUACAGGACACACUCAGGACACUCAGGACACUCAGGGAAUGCGACUGCUUUCAUCUGCUCCUUAGUAGCUAGCUACAUUUUGCCUCAUGUUCUCCGGCAUGUCCAUGUUUAAACUGCAUAUCCGCCGGUUUCACUUUAUAGGAUAGCCAUGUUCUUCACCUGGAGUUCGCUCACAAGCUUGGCCUACGUACGUAUGGUGCUGAAUCCAGUAGGUGGUGCGCUUUCCAAUUUCAUACAGAUCUUUGGUUCUCUUGCGGUGGCCUAUCAAACCACAUAUUUUAUCAGAGAACCGGUUUGGACUUCAUCGCCCAGAUGCAGAGGCCGGGGUCAUCCUCCUUUUCUAAAAAAGAAAAAACAUGUUUUAUCAGAGAACCGGUUUGGACUUUGGACUUACCUAGUUAUUUAUACAGCGUAUAUAUCUUUCUCGAGGUUCUACUUCGGUUUUGGCCCUUUAUAAUAUUUAUUUAUUUUGCCAUAGUUUGGACCUGAAGCUUGAAGAAGCGGCAGCCAAACGAGUUAAUUGCAAGACACUACCACACUUCAGCAUGUUGUGACGAAUCAGUUCCACUAGUCUUUUUUUUGCCAUGCAGUGCCAACUCUAAGCCUAAGUGUUGCAAAACGGUCUGACAGCCGUAUAAGCUCGUAUUGACCACGUAUCUGACCGACCGGGCCCACUUGUCAGGUGCCACGGGUGGCCUACCCGCGUGCACCCGCUCGGUAACUCUCGCACCCCUCUCGGUCGCUCCAUGUAGCCGGGUCCGGUCGAACCCAACCGAAGCCAGCCGCACUCUAUCCAUCUCCUCGCCAUCGCCCUCGUCUCUCCAGCCGCCGCCGCCGCCGCUCGCCGCGCAGACCGCCGCGUCCGCCACUGCCGCCGCGCCAUGGUCUUCGAGGAUGAGAGCAGCGACGACAUGUCCGGCGUGCAGAUCUCCUCCUCCUCCGACGGGAUGCAUUAUCAGAUUCCUGCUAGCAUUGAAGACCAAGACUACAAUGGCUUGGAGAAUGCACCAGAGGGGCUCUGCGUGGAGCAUCGGCUGCCAACUGAGCGCCGUGUAGCUUUUGAAUCAUUUGAGACGGGCAGGAGGUUUCUAGUUUGUGCUCAGCCUGAAGCUGUCAAUUGUGGUUUCCUUGCUUGGGUUGACCCAAAGUGGCCUCCCACAAUGCAAAAUGCAUUGUUGAAGCUUUGGGAAAUGUUUGAAGACAGCAGAACUGCUAGGAGGAAGGAUAACCUAGAAAGUUCACUUACUAUCCACCACCUUAAAGAAGAGAAAAGGAAUCUGAAUGCCAACUAUGACAAACUAGUUGAAGAUGUCCAUCAACUUCUCAGUGCCCAAGAGGACAGGGCAUUGGAUUUCAGCUCUCUGCAAGCUAAGGAGAAGAGAGAUGAGAGAGCCAGUGCAUCAGUUGUGGCUGCCAUGAAGAAUGAGAUGGAGAAGAAAGAGGCAGAGAACUGAUGAAAGAGAAGUACAAGGUGCUGAUGAACCUGGUAGAAGCUCAAGGCACUGUCAUUAGGGACAUGAAGAUGAAUCAUUUGAAAGAGAAGGAAAAGCUAGCUGAAGGCAACAACAAUUUAAAGAUCCAGGUUGAUGAGCUCACCAAGUCUUUGGAAAAAGUCAAAGAAGAGAAUGUGCAGUUGAACCUUCACAUGUCUGAUCUCAAGAGGGGACAUGAGAAUCUGAUAAAACGCAGGGAUGAGGUAAAGCUCCAGCUUGCUGUUCCGUUGAAGUCACUGGAGAAGAGCAAAGAGAAGUUGAAGUUGAUCCAUGACAUCUUGAAGGAAUGAGGUAGAUGAAGAUGAUCUGGGUAGAUGGAGCAGAGCAUACCUAUCAUGAUAUAAGUUGCUUUGAUAGAAGGCUUUGCUAAACUUUUAUGAAGGGUGGUUUAGUUAAGUGUAAUGUAUGGAUGUAGUAGUUGUGAACAAUGUUGAACUCCACUAUGCUAUGGUCUUUAGCUAAUGUUGUAAGAAUCUAGUAAUU